Molecule: messenger RNA, 5073 nt
Organism: Loxodonta africana (African savanna elephant)
Lineage: Eukaryota; Metazoa; Chordata; Mammalia; Proboscidea; Elephantidae
Gene: BCL6
Product: BCL6 transcription repressor
Exons: 10
Coding region: 1867-3987 (706 amino acids)
Biological process (GO): regulation of transcription by RNA polymerase II
Cellular component (GO): nucleus
Molecular function (GO): DNA-binding transcription factor activity, RNA polymerase II-specific; protein binding
Source: RefSeq, a predicted model, not a curated record
UGAGGUGCAUGAAAAGUAUUUGAAUCUAAGCAAAUUAAGGGCUACCACUACGGUCGUUCCCCCGGGCCUCCGCCGGGCCAGCGGGGGCUUGGAGGUGGAUGGGCAGCGGUGCCCGCCGAACGCCCGGGUGUGGGCUGUCCCUGGCCGACAGGUACUGGGUCUGGGGGUGGGCGAAUGUGCGCCGGCCUUGUCCCGGAACGCAGGGCUCCUGUUUGUGCUCUUAUGUAUAAGCGAGAGAACGGGGCUUCCUGGUGCCAGCAGAGUAGAAAAGAGGGAGGAGGAAAAGGAUGGGGUCUUUGGUAUUGGCUCGCUCUUUCUUAACCUCGCCUCUCUCUUUCUUCUUCUCUCCUGUCUCUUUCCCUCUCGCUUCUUCUGUCUUCUCUUCCUCCCUCUCCCUCUUGCUGUUGUUUUUGAGUCCCCCUUUUUUCUUCUCCAGUGCGAAGCUCCUGUAAAGGAUUUGCCUUCUCCUCAAGGUGUCUACUUUAAAAUACGCGGGGAAAGCGGCAAAGGAGAGUAAGGGUGUGGGCGUGGAGAAGAUAACCUUUAACUCUUGCUUUGUAGUUACUGGAAACCUUGGUGGCGUAGUGGUUAAGAGUUUGGCUGUUAACCAAAAGAUCAGCAGUUCGAAUCCAGCAGCUGCUCCUUGGUAAACCCUAUGGGGCCGUUCUGUUCUGGCUAAUAGGAUUGCUAUGAGUCACAAUUGGCUUGGUAGCAACGGAUAUAAUUUUGGUAGUUACUGCUGCGGGGGGAGGGUAGGGAGAAGAAGGAAGAGGGCCCUCCAGGUCUGGGCUUGAGUUGUUAGUUUCUGGUUGAUGGUCCUGCCCUCUUGGUGGUGUUUUGUGUGUGGAAUGCAUCUUGCAUGUGGCAUUGGUGGUAUGGCCAGAGCUAGAAGACCGGGUUUGUCCAGGACUUUGCAAGGGAGUAGCUUUGCAAUCUUGGGCAAGGUUUAUCUCCUGGAGCCUCAGUGUCCUCUCUGGUAAAGCCAAUGGUUGUGAGGAUCAAAUACAAUAAUGGAUGGGAAGAAAGGGCUGUAUGGCCCAUAAAAAAAACAAAACUAAACUAAAACAAAUACUGGUGCUCCUUCCAUCCGUACUGUAUCUAGACGGAUGGCAAGGUUACCUCAACCACCUUAACCCACCCCGUCACCACUUGUGAGGGCUGUUAGAUUAAAAGGGAGUGGACUGAAUAAGGACCUGGGUAUCAGUGUGUAUAGCAUUGUUUUUGGCCUGGCCAGGACAGGCCAGACAGAGGCUUAAGGUAAAAAGUGCCCAGCCCAGGGCCUGGCCCAUAGUGGACACAGGGGCGUUGUUUUGUUUGUUUGUUUCGAUCUGUAUCUGGAGUGAGUCACUGCCACUUGUCAAUGUGAAAUGGCAAAUCUGGGCUUCCUGUGGUUGGAAAUCCACAAGUGAGCUGGUGGUUGGAGCUGAUCAAAGGACAGCCCAGGUGUUCUAGAAGUGUUUGGGAAUCCCUUUCAUGAUGGAGAGGAGACAAUUUAUGGAUAGAUCUCACACGUGCCUUCAGCAUUCUUUUUCGAAGGAGGCAAUCGUUAAAUUUUGAAUAGGACCAGUUAUAGUCCAUCUUAUCUCUCUUUAGCCAUCUUGAGUUAGGACCUGGAAGAGGAGGAGAUAGGUCCUUUCAGCUUUUUAUGUCCUCUCCCUUUCCCUGGUUUCCUUCUCCCUGACCCCCCCUUCACUCACAUGCAUACACUAACCUUGAAGCUGAUGAGAUUGGGUGACUGGCACUUGAGACCACAGAGAAAUGUCAGAGUGUUUGGUUACAGACUCGAGGAAAGCUCUCAUUUUAGAGUGCUCAUUUGGUUUUAAGCAAAAUUUUGGACCGUGAAUCAAGGUACUGGGUGAAGACAAAAUGGCCUCGCCGGCGGACAGUUGUAUCCAGUUCACCCGCCAUGCCAGUGAUGUUCUUCUCAACCUUAACCGCCUCCGGAGCCGUGACAUCUUGACUGAUGUUGUCAUUGUGGUGAGCCGUGAGCAGUUCAGAGCCCAUAAGACAGUCCUGAUGGCCUGCAGUGGCCUCUUCUACAGCAUCUUCACAGACCAGUUGAAAUGCAACCUUAGUGUGAUCAACCUGGAUCCUGAGAUCAACCCUGAGGGGUUCUGCAUCCUCUUGGACUUCAUGUACACAUCUCGGCUUAAUCUACGGGAGGGCAACAUCAUGGCUGUGAUGGCCACGGCCAUGUACCUGCAGAUGGAACAUGUGGUGGACACUUGCCGAAAGUUUAUCAAGGCCAGUGAAGCAGAGAUGGUUCCUGCCAUUAAGCCUCCCCGUGAGGACUUCCUUAGCAGCCGGAUGCUGAUGCCCCAAGAUAUCAUGGCCUAUCGAGGUCGUGAGGUGGUGGACAACAAUUUGUCACUGAGGAAUGCCCCUGGGUGUGAGAGCAGAGCCUUUGCCCCCAGUCUGUACAGUGGCCUGUCCACCCCACCAGCCUCCUAUCCCAUGUACAGCCACCUCCCGGUCAGCAGCUUCCUCUUCUCCGACGAGGAGCUGCGAGAUGCCCGCAUGCCCAUGGCCAACCCCUUCCCUAAGGAGCGGGCCCUGCCCUGUGACAGUGCCAGGCCAGUUCCCAGCGAGUACAGCCGGCCGGCCAUGGAGAUGUCCCUCAAUGUGUGCCAUAGCAACAUCUACUCGCCCAAGGAGGCAGUUCCUGAGGACACACGGAGUGACAUGCACUACAGUGUGGCUGAGGGCCCCAAGCCUGCUGCCCCCUCGGCCCGGAACCCCCCGUACUUCCCGUGUGACAAGGCCAGCAAGGAGGAAGAGAGGCCCUCCUCAGAGGACGAGAUUGCCCUGCAUUUCGAGCCCCCCAAUGCGCCCCUGAACCGGAAGGGUCUGGUGAGUCCGCAGAGCCCACAGAAGUCUGACUGCCAGCCCAACUCGCCCACAGAGUCCUGCAGCAGCAAGAAUGCCUGCAUCCUUCAGACCUCUGGCUCCCCUCCAGCCAAGAGCCCCACUGACCCCAAAGCCUGCAACUGGAAGAAAUACAAGUUCAUUGUGCUCAACAGCCUGAACCAGAAUGCCAAACCCGAGGGCCCUGAGCAGGGGGAGCUGGGCCGCCUUUCCCCUCGAGCCUACACUGCACCCCCUGCUUGCCAGCCACCCAUGGAGCCCGACAGCCUUGACCUCCAGUCUCCCACCAAGCUCAGCAUUGGCGGGGAGGACUCCACCAUCCCACAGGCCAGCCGGCUCAAUAACAUUGUCAACAGGUCCCUGACCGGCUCCCCCCGAAGCAGCAGCGAUAGCCACUCACCGCUGUACACGCACCCGCCCAAGUGUACCUCCUGCGGCUCUCAGUCCCCGCAGCAUGCGGAGAUGUGCCUCCACACCGCCGGCCCCACAUUCCCAGAGGAGCUGGGGGAGACCCAGUCUGAGUACUCGGAUUCCAGCUGUGAGAAUGGGGCCUUCUUCUGCAAUGAGUGUGACUGCCGCUUCUCUGAGGAGGCCUCGCUCAAGAGGCACACCCUGCAGACCCACAGUGACAAACCCUACAAGUGUGACCGCUGCCAGGCCUCCUUCCGCUACAAGGGCAACCUUGCCAGCCACAAGACCGUCCAUACGGGUGAGAAGCCCUAUCGUUGCAACAUCUGUGGGGCCCAGUUCAACCGGCCAGCCAACCUGAAAACCCAUACUCGAAUUCACUCUGGAGAGAAGCCCUACAAAUGCGAAACCUGUGGAGCCAGAUUUGUACAGGUGGCCCAUCUCCGUGCCCAUGUGCUUAUCCACACUGGCGAGAAGCCCUAUCCCUGUGAAAUCUGUGGCACUCGUUUCCGGCACCUCCAGACUCUGAAGAGCCACCUGCGAAUUCACACGGGGGAGAAACCUUACCAUUGUGAGAAGUGUAACCUGCAUUUCCGUCAUAAAAGCCAGCUGCGUCUUCACUUGCGUCAGAAGCAUGGCGCCAUCACCAACACCAAGGUGCAGUACCGCGUGUCCGCCACUGACCUGCCUCCGGAGCUCCCCAAAGCCUGCUGAAGCAUGGAGUGUUGAUGCUUUCCUCUUGAGCCCCUUCUCAGAAUCUACCCAAAGGAUACUGUAACACUUUACAAUGUUCAUCCCAUGACGUAGUGCCUCUUUCAUCCACUAGUGCAAAUCAUAGCUGGGGGGAGGGGGAGGGCCGGGGUAGGGGCAGGAGGGGCUGGGAGCAAAGAUAGCUCCCCUUCCCCCAUUGCCGUAAAACAUUAAGAAAAUAAUAUUGCUUCUUCUCCUAUGUGUAAGGCAAACCAUGUCAGCAAAAAGCAAACUGAUUUUCUCUAUCAAAGUGGGGGAGUAUGCAAGAGUUCUGACUUGACCUAGUCUGCAAAAUGAGGAAUGUAUAUGUUUGUGGGAACAGAUUUUUUUUUUUUUGUAUGUAAAUGUGCAUUCUUUUAAAAGACGAGACUUCAGUAUGUUAUCAAAGAGAGGGCUUUAAUUUUUUUAACCAAAGGUGAAGGAAUAUAUGGCAGAGUUGUAAAUAUAUAAAUAUAUAUAUAUAUAAAAUAAAUAUAUAUAAACCUAAAAAAAAGAUAUAUUAAAAAUAUAAAGUUGCGUUAAAGGCUCGAUUUUGUAUCUGCAGGCAGACACGGAUCUGAGAAUCUUUAUUGAGAAAGAGCACUUAAGAGAAUAUUUUAAGUAUUGCAUCUGUAUAAGUAAGAAAAUAUUUUGUCUAAAAUGCCUCAGUGUAUUUGUAUUUUUUUGCAAGUGAAGGUUUACAAUUUACAAAGUGUGUAUGAAAAAGAAAAAGAACAACAACAAAAAAAGCUCCAGAAGGAAAAAAAAUGUGUAAUUUUGUUCUAGUUUUCAGUUUGUAUAUACCUGUACAACGUGUCCUCAUGGUGCCUUUUUUCAUGGAAGUUUUCGAUGAUGGAUGAACGCACGCCAUCCCUUUUUGAAGUGUAGGCAGACACAGGAACUUGAAGUUGUCACUGACUAAGCUCUCUUUGGGAACGUUUGUCUCAUCACAUCCUUCGUCAUGCUUGUGUUAUAACUACUCCGGAGACAGGGUUUGGCUGCGUCUAAACUGCAUUACUGCGUUGUAAAAUAUAGCUGUACAAAUACAAGAAUAAAAUAUUGAAAAGUCAA